CAGGACGCGAUAAACCUCACACCACUGCACACAGCCCGGCUAGCUGAUUAAACAUUACCACAUCAUUGGGUCGCAGUGGAGUACUUCAUUGACGGAUGAUAAUAUCCCACCUGCAACCGGGCGAAUGAGAUGCAGGCCAACACGCGCCUGCCUCCGUACGAAUGCGGGGAAAGCUCCAGCGGCGAGAGCGUUAAAGCCGUAUGCUUGUGACGGUUCGCGCAACCUCAGCUUACACCCCUUUCUUUGACAGACACUGCUUGUAUCAUGGCGUCUGGCUGGUUCAACUCAUCGUCGAGCGACCCAACGCGUCCUCCGGACGUUCGCGUUCAAGUUGGCGAACAAAAACCUCACGACUUCUACCUGCAGCCUGGCUCGGGGAGCAGUUCAAGAUCCGCCACCAACCGCUCAGCAGCCUCAGUGCCUGCGGCUUAUGUGGAUACGACUCAUUCCAAGGUCCAUGUUCACAAUGCUUCACUUUUCGAUGUAGGCAUCCUGAAAGACACACUUAUCCCUUCACUCACCCUGCAUUCUGGCUUGGCUAUCAUUGCGUACGGAGCUGCACGAUACACAAACCGCGUUGAAGCCAAGGACUGGCUCUGGCCCAGUGGUCAGGUUGUGAACGCCUGGUGGUCUGCCGUUGGACGCCGUCUCGCUCAAGGCUACACCGUUUCGCAGGCAUUCAGUCGUCUGUCAUGGCACGAGCGUGUUAUUUUGACGGGUGUUACACUAUGGGGAGGACGUCUCUUCUACCGCAUCGUCAACCGUUCGAUUCAACGAGGUGAUGACGACCCACGAUAUGCCGAAGUCAAGAAGGAGGAGGGCUUCUGGAACAGCGCUUUAUUCAAAGUCUUCAUACCCGAGGCUUUCUUUCAGAUGCUCAUCAGCCUCCCAUUCACCGCGCCGUUCCGACACGAGGGUGCCGUCAUGACAGGCUACCAUCCCUUUGUCCAGAUGUUUGCUGUCGGACUCUUCUCUUCAGGUUUGGCCAUGGAGACACUUGCAGACUACCAGCUGGACCAAUUCAAGGCCGAAGGCAAUAAGGGCAUCAUGCGCGAAGGAGUAUGGAGCAUCGUCCGCAACCCCAACUACCUUGGCGACGCCCUCGUACACAUCUCCUUCAUCGUCAUGCUUUACGGCUCAGACAUGCUCGCUCCUAUCGAACUCCUAGGCCCUGCCGCAAAUUACGCCUUCCUCCGCUUCUUUGGGGGCGACGCCGAAAAAGAGAAACACCAAGAGCGCCGAUACUCCGCAUCUCACCCCGAGAAGUUCCGCGAAUUGGAGAAAUUCAGAGCGGAUAAGAAUGCUUUCUGGCCGAGCGUCGAUGAGCUAAGUAACAAAUGGUUGUGGACUGUUUUAGGUGUUGGGGGCCUGGGUAUCGCCGUUGAGCAAACGCUUCGGGCGCUGCACUAGGUCUUGCCCUCUAAGGUUAAUAAUGUUUGCUCACAAAGCCACCCCAUUUAAGGGCAAAAUUGGACACCUAUCUCUGCGAAGGACUGCUGUCUAAAAAAAAGAGCUAAGAAGGCUACAUUGCCUGAACAAUCUACAAACUCAAGAUGUUAAGGCAAGGUAGAAUUCGGGGCACCUGUCCAGUUUUUCCCUUGAAUGGGGUGAAGCUGUCUAUGCAUUAGGCGCUUAGCGUUUCUGAUUAAGGUUGUACGAUAUAGUUAGCUGGUUUAGUUCGGUUUCUUUACUGAUAUUUCAACUUGGUAGUCCCUACGCACGUUAGCAUCAAUGGCCCAUCUCACAAACAUUGUGAUAUUUUGCCAACAAAUCUGUCGUUCCGUGACAAAUGCAUAAACAAGUUCGGGGUUUGCCC
Messenger RNA from Alternaria rosae, 1816 nucleotides. RefSeq lists its product as uncharacterized. Gene Ontology annotation, cellular component: membrane. Bases 265 to 1410 code for a protein of 381 amino acids. Lineage: Eukaryota; Fungi; Ascomycota; Dothideomycetes; Pleosporales; Pleosporaceae. The transcript has 2 exons. The record is from RefSeq and is a predicted model, not a curated record.